This is a messenger RNA of Cuscuta europaea, 1828 nucleotides long. NCBI's taxonomy places the organism in Eukaryota, Viridiplantae, Streptophyta, Magnoliopsida, Solanales, Convolvulaceae. The record is from the annotation of a GenBank genome assembly.
CAAGUGUUAUCAAGCUUAAUUGAUACCAUACGAUGGAGUUCAUCUUCCAGCUUGAAGAAGGAGAACGUAUCACCUUUCUUCAUCAGCUGUUGAUUCAGACCUUUGGGUGCACUUAUAUUUCUGUAUGGUCCUACCUGCCUCAACCAUGCAACUACUUUAUCCCUUUGGACGGGCUCUUCAAUGGAGAAAACAAUGUUGCCAGAAGGCUGUUUGAGGAGUAUAUCCACUCAUUACCAAUAGCCAAUGAUGGGCAUAUUCCUGGAUUGGCAUUUCGAAAUAGUCUUCCUUAUUUGGAGCUCCAGUUUGAUGAUCUGCAAACUCUUGUAGCAACUCCAGUGCAGCUCCAGUUCUAUAGGGAAGCUGGAAUAAAGACAGCCAUUUUAAUGGGGUGUAGCACAGGUGAAAUUGAGGUUGGAAUGUCUAUCAUCCCUGAGGUUAACAUGGAGAUGGAGAUGAGGAGGUUGAUGUUCUCUCCUUAUCAGCAUUUAAUUCCCAAAAGCAAACCUAGCUCAGCAUCACCAUCUUCAACAUCCCCAAUAUCAGAUUUCUCUAUGGAAAGCCAACAAGAGUACACUUCUCUUCUCACAAAUGACCUCCCAUCAAUAAUGACUAAGGCAUAUCUAGCUGUCAUCUCUUCUUCUCUGCCCCCACAACCACCAUUAUCAUCUUCUCCAUUUCAUUAUCCUCUUGAUCAAUCUCCCGAAAGCUUUUCUGCACCAAAUUUCCAAAGGAAAACCGCUUUCGAGAGUUAUCACAUCACCACAAGGAUAAAUAAUAAUGCCAUCCCAAUGUUCAAAAGAUGUGUGACAUUUUUUAGAAACUUGAAUAAUAAUGUGCAAAGGAGAAUUAGUCAUCAUCAUCAUCAAGUUAGCAACAGUGCGACAACAUAUUCAUCUUCACAUGUGAUUGCUGAAAGAAGAAGGCGCGAAAAGAUCAACGAAAGCUUGCGACAUUUGAGGUCUCUCCUUCCUGUCGGGAUUAAGAGAGACAAGGCAUCAGUGCUUACCAACACUACCGAAUACAUAUCAACAUUGAAAGCACAAGUAGAAGAGCUCACUAAAAAGAACCAAAUGAUGGAAACACAACUAUCAUCAUCAUUGUCGACGUCGCAGAAAGAGGCCACCGUCACCACGACUGCCUCCUCAAGCGGUGAAGCUAUAGAUGUGAACAUCACAGCCGUUGACGGAUCAAUGCCAGAAGAAGCAGCUGUGAGAUUGGUAGACUUGCAAGUUUUAGUGAGGGGAGAAAGUAGUUGUGGCAUGUCCGAUAUGAUUAUCCGUUUGCUUGAGUUCUUGAAUGGGGUUGACAAUGUCGGAUUCAUCUCUCUACAAGCUAACACCACAGUAAUUCAAUCAACCACACUAAAUCACGUCGUUUUAAAACUCAAGAUCGAGGUAGAUGAAUGGGACAUGCCUGCGUUCCAGGAAGCUGUUAAAGGGAUUAUAAUUUUAUAGUUGAAGUGUGACCUGACAUAGCAAGAUCAACCUGCUCUGUAUUGCUCACAUAACAACAAUACUGAUCAUCAUAAUUGAAAUCAUUUCAAAGACAAUAUAAUCAUCAUUGUAAUUGUAUAAUUAUGAUGGUUAGCCGACUCCAAACUCUUUUGGAACUAAAGCUUGGAUGUUGGUUGUAUGAUGAUUGUAUAUCACUUGAUUGCAUGAGGCCUUUCACGACGUGAUUAUAUAAUACUAGCAUAGAAUUUCAUAAGAAUUGGCCGGAGGCCGACAAUCAAGUUUUGGGUAAUAUGUAUUAGCUUAGUACAGUGUAAUUGCCAACUAACCAAUUUAUGUGUAUCAUGUAUCAUUUAUGAACUAUGGAAUUCAUUGCU